This is a messenger RNA of Lithohypha guttulata, 594 nucleotides long. RefSeq lists its product as uncharacterized. Lineage: Eukaryota; Fungi; Ascomycota; Eurotiomycetes; Chaetothyriales; Trichomeriaceae. The transcript has a single exon. The record is from RefSeq and is a predicted model, not a curated record. Bases 1 to 594 code for a protein of 197 amino acids.
AUGCACUCGGUUGAUGAAGCUUUACGUAGGUACUCGACACCCUUUCAAAGACACCUAUCGUUCCUCGAUCGUGACGGCGAUGGCAUUAUCUAUUUCAAUGAGUCCUUACGCGGAAAUCUUGCAGUCGGGCUCGACUUUCCAGUGGCCUUCGGCAUGGCUCUAAGUUACCACGUUGUCUACGGUAACACGGGUUCAGUAUUACGUGGCCCCUUUCGAGGCAUAGAGAUUGCCAGAGUCCAAGCUACACGGAACAUGCUUGAGCAGAUCCCGCUCGAAGCUGUGCCCGUUGACGGAAUGACGCGCAGUGAGCUCGUGAACCUCUCUAGGCCUGUUGGAUUGAUGGACAGGGUCCACGUCAAUGGUCUAUGGGCACUAAGUGCAAACCGUCAAGGCUUUGUAUCUGCAAAGGAUAUCGAGCUGUACCAGCAGGGCACUAUGCUCUAUGAGCUUGAGCGACGCCGUAAGGACAACCGAGAUCACGUAUUACCACUGUAUCGGGGAGGUCCGAUGAGUGUUGCGGGACAUUCCUACUUUGUCGAUAAGAUGUUGGGCGUCAAGGUAUAUCAACAACCUAGAAACAGCAAAAACGACUAA